AAAAUGGCAGAUAAUGUCAAAAUUGUGUCAAACAGCUGAUUCCUGAUGAAAAUGGCGAUUCUUAUAUUCAAUAAUCUUAAAAAUAUAUUGUAAUAUUUCCGUCCCUUGAGAGCCCUAAUUAAAAGGAUUGUAUAUCAAAAUGCCAGGUACAAGUUUGGUUGUGCCUGUGGUAUUGUGGGGCAAAUAUGCGCCAACACACUGCAUCUCAUGCAUUUAUCUAUCCUAUGAUCAAAAAACUUUGGCUACAGGGUGUUAUGAUGGACAAAUAUGCCUUUGGCAAGUAGAUCCAGAUACAUUGAAAAUGACUCCAAGGUGUCUGCUAGUGGGACACACAGCACCCGUGUUGUGCAUAUCGAAGGCAUCAAAAAUACAAGAUAACAACUAUAUAGUGUCUAGUUCUGAAGCUGGAGAAAUGUGUACAUGGGACUUGGUUGAUGGAAAGUGUAGGGAGGCCAUUAAGUUACCUCAAGUACAUACCAAUAUGCAGGCAUAUAAUAUGUGCAACUGUGAAGAUGUAAGACUCUUUUGCAAUGGCUAUUACCCUGAAAUAAUUGUCAUGGACCCCUUUAGUUUAGAGAUCUUGUUCAUGUUGUCAUCAAAACAAAAUCCUGAUUGGAUCAGCGCACUUCACGUGUUGAGACCUGCAAAACGCAAGGACGAUGUUGUGCUGGCUCUAACCACAACGGGAAUGGUUAAAGUGUGGACCUUGUUAGGCCAUGAGAACAAACAUUCAGAACCUAUUUACGAAAACGAGAGUAAGCAAAUCCGUACGUUGAACGCAGUCUGUCUGCAGUGUUGCGCAUAUAACCAGAGGACGGUUCUAGUUGUUACCACAAAGUAUUGGCAAAUAUAUGAUGCAGGAGAUUUUAGCGUAUUAUGUUCGUACUUGGCGCCCAGGGGCGAGAGAUGGAUGUCCGGGGAUUUUCUUUCGGUGGAUAGAAUAAUUAUGUGGUCGGACGCCGGAAAGGGUUACCUCUACAAGUUACCAGCCAACAAACUACGUGGCAAGAAUAUUAAUAAUAGUAGUGUACCAGAUAACAAACAGUUCCACACCCCCAGUGUAGCGAGUGAUUUGCCGUUCCUGUAUUGUCUUCUAAGUCAACCUGACAACAAACCGCUUUCUUGUCCACCUGCGAUGAGAUUCGUUACAACACACAAACAAAAUCGGUAUUUGUUGCGAGGUGAUUCAGAGGGUUACGUGUUAGUAUGGAGCAUACCGGAUAUUUCGGCCGCACAGUUGCAAGAAAUCCAAAACCACAAUCCACCGCAGCCGGUUACAAUGACCGCAACACUCAUGACCAGCCUCACAUUGGCUUGGGCCGAGAUGAAUCCCAGUCCCGUCGGGAUAUUGGAUCAAUUGGAGAAACAGGAGGGGCAAUCAAUAAAACUAACAGCCAGCAUUUAUUUACCGAACCAGAGCCGCCUGGUGGUGGGAAGAGAAGAUGGUACUAUUAUAAUAGUACCUGCAACACAGACUGUAAUGUUACAGUUAUUACAUGGAAACCACCAACAAUACAAUGGCUGGCCGCAACAUCAAGUGUUGUCUGGUCACGGUGGCCGAGUGAACUGUCUCUUGUAUCCACACAGAGAGCACGCCCGUUACGAUAAAAACCACUUAGUAUCUGGCGGUGUCGAUUUCGCCGUGUGUCUUUGGGAUCUAUACGCCGGUACACUCUUGCACCGCUUCUGCGUGCACGCCGGUGAAAUUACCCAACUCUUGGUUCCACCGCCCAACUGUAGUACCCGAAUACAGAAGUGCAUUUGCUCUGUGGCUUCGGAUCAUUCGGUGACUCUAUUGAGUUUGGCCGAACGAAAAUGUGUCACUCUGGCGUCCCGACACUUAUUUCCUGUGACCACCAUUAAAUGGCGGCCUAAUGACGAUUUCAUGAUAAUAGGAUGUUCUGACGGUACAGUUUACGUCUGGCAAAUGGAAACAGGACAUUUAGACAGAGUUUUACAAGGAAUUGCCGCAGAGGAAGUGUUGUAUGCGUGCGAGGAGAACGAAACGCAAGGAGCCACUUCCGAAGUUGGACUGGCCAAUCCGGCAGUACAUUUCUUCAGAGGCUUGAGACAUCGAAAUCUCUCCGCUAUUAGACAUGCAACACAAAGAGGUCUCCACCAACUUCAACAGCUGGGCGCUCACACCAACAACGACGACCCACACAUGCAGAGGACUCACACAUCGCCUUUAGUAGUCCAAGGCCUCAGGACAAAUCCUAAAGAUGCGGAAAGUCACAUAUUAUUUUUCGAUAUCGAAGCCCUCAUAAUCGAACUGUUGAGCGAGGAAUACGCCAUGAUGUCGCCGGGCAGUUUGGAGGCGGCAGGUCUAAUUUCCCAAUCGGAAUAUCUGAAGGUGGCUGCACUCACACAAAGCGCCAGUCCCGAUGCGCAUAAGAAGAUCGCAGACUUUUUUGGAAAGGUUAAAGAUAAGGCUGAGAACAUGGAGAGAAUAAUCAAAGAAAAAGAUAAACACGGAAUUCUUGCGAGGAUGAAAGAAAGUGCAGAGAACGUCCAUACAAAAAUCCAAGCAAAAGCGGAAUCCGUACUAAAGCACGGGGAGGCUAUGCGAGGUUCCGAGUCCUAUUCAAAGUCGAACAACAAACCAGUAUUAGGUGCACUACUCGAUACUAGUCACGGAAUGGAAAUCGCUCAACUUCUAUUGUCUCUACUUCAUUCCUGGGGUCUUGAUAACGAUCUCGACCGUGUGUGUCAAGCCAAAUUGGGCCUUCUAAGACCAAUGGUGCCCGUCUCGUUUGGAGUACUUUCCAAAGCCAAUCAUAUGUCAUUAUUCCUACCCACGUGGCACAAGACAAUCUCAAUCGAUGAGCAGCCACAGUCGACGGAUCAUCGUUUGCCCCCGGAGCUGGUCAAGCAGGAAGUACUCACCAGAGUUUUCACGUCACACACGCACUGGGAACUGAGCACCACACUCACCAGCAAUCAUUUGUUGGCAAUCAUCGCCCUUAGUCACACACUAAUGUCGAUGAGCAACGCCACGUUCGUGCCGGAACAGGAACGGAAUCGAAAACUGCACCGGCAAUCGACGAGAGUGAAUUGGAGCAAGACGGACGAAGAGCAUGAGGAACUGUACACUCAGCAGCAGGCUCAAAUCAAACAGGGUUGGUCGUUACUUGCCACAUUGCAUUGUGUGUUACUUCCAGAUAAAGUUGCAGAACACGGUGCCCGCAAUUUUAAGCGACCGCAAGUGGAAAUGAUGGCGAAGAGAUGGCAACAUCACUGCGUGGAGGUACGCGAAGCCGCCCAAACACUUUUGCUUGCUGAAUUAUCAAGAAUGGGUCCAAAGGGCAGGAAACAAUUGGUAGACUCGUGGGCGCAGUAUUUGCCGCUCUACACCCAAACAGAGACUAUUAACCAACAGGCGGUCUCCUCGCCGAAUAAUGUAAAUUCCGGACAGACUGCACAAUCGCCCGAUCCCACUGACGAGGAGUUCGAAGAGGAAGAAGAGGAACAAGUGAGGAAACCGUCUAGUUUGUCGGAACUUAAGAGGAAACAAUCGACGGCAGUCAUUUUGCUCGGAGUCAUCGGCGCAGAAUUUGGCCAAGAUAUUACCAACACCGAUAACAACAAGAAGCGAUCUUCCGAAGACAGGCGGAAGAGUUCCGUGGUGGAAGGAUUCGGACCCGGAAAUAACAAUCUAGCAAGACUGACUUCAAUGGCAUUAUCUCAUUUACUGUUAGCACCGCCUUCUUCCAAACUGCCUGCACACAUUCCAUUGAGAAGAGCUGCGAUAGAUUUAAUUGGAAGGGGAUUCACUGUAUGGGCCCCUUUCUUAGAUAGUAGCAAAGUACUUUUAGGUUUAUUAGAAUUAUGUUCUGACGCAGAUCGAUUGGUUCCUAGUAUGACUUAUGGCUUACCUUUAACUCCACAAGCAGAUUCUUGCAGAACCGCUAGGCAUGCCCUCACGUUAAUAGCCACUGCUAGACCUGCUGCAUUUAUUACAACAAUGGCCAAAGAAGUAGCGAGAUAUAACGCGAUCCAACAGAACGCACAAACUCUCAACAUUAAUAUGAAUAACAAUGUUUUACAUAAGGCGAAACCGGAAAUACUUCGCGGUGUUGAAUUACUAAUAGAAAAAAUGCAGAACGAAAUGAGCGACCUCUUGGUUGAGUUAAUGGACAUUAUACUUCAUUGCCUCGAUCCUAGUCAAUUAAAAAAUAAACCGUUGAGCGAAGUAUUCCCUGCCGUAUGUCGAUUCAAUCAGGUAUCUCAUUGCUCCGCCACUAGGAGGAUAGCAGUGGGUUCCAAUUCAGGCACGUUGACAUUGUACGAGUUACGCCAAAGCAAAUGCACAACGAUAAACGCCCAUUCUUCUGCAGUUACAGCCGCAGCAUUCAGUCCCGAUGGCAAAUUUCUAGUCAGUUACGCGUGCACAGAAAACAAAUUGAGCUUCUGGCAAACCAGUACAGGAAUGUUCGGUUUGGGACAGUCGCAGACUAAGAACGUGAAAUCGUACAGCACGGCACCGAUAGCGGACGUCGCCCGUUUGAACCCGAUGCGUUUGGCACGACUGAUCUGGAUCAACAACAGGACCGUUACGCUGAUGCUGGCCGACGGAUCGGAGACACGAUUUAAUGUAUAAAACCCACCUAAACCCAGUCAUAAUUGUACGAUUGUGGCCUUUCCUAAUUGUUGUUCUUGUUGUUCGUUCUCUUUGCAUCUUUACUAUAUAUGUGUGUGUGUGGUAACUAAAAAAAAUAUUAAACGCCGUGUUCAUUUCCCGAUUCCAGCACUCUUCACGUCGAUGUACGCAAAUUUGUUGUUUUGUCUUAUGUCUUCAGGCGCAGUACGACAAUAAUAUUAAGACAAUGAAUGUUGGUAGAGAAGAAAUCCCCGUUUAAUGACGGCCAUAUAAACAGGGACUGACAAUGGAUGCACAACGGCAAGUUCCUGUUCAAGUCUAUUUUUCUUGCUAUUUUAGUCUUUUUUCCAGUAUUAUUAUUUUGUUAUGGUUCAUAACUGUAAAACUAAAGAGAAACUAUGCAAUGUUCACAAGGAUUUACACAUGGAUUUGAGUUGGAACCUCCCUAUGUCUGAAGAAAAAUACGUUAAUUAGCCUUAAAUAUAUAAAUCGUGUGCCUCAGCAUGCAAAUUGUUUAAUGGUAAUCUAUAAAUAAUGCCCCCAUUACAUGUUUAUAAAUUUUAACUGACAGUAUAAUUUAUUGAAAACGUGUUAAAUUUACAAAGAAUUAUGGACAAUACUUGUAGAAAACUGAGUAUACUUAUUUAACUUACUAUAAAGCUUGUGCAUACAAAACUGUCUAUAGUAAGUUAAAUAACGUACUUAUCCAAGUCAGUUGCAACUGAAGUGGCAAAACCUGGACUACAUACACAUUAAUCUACACAUGUGAUGAACGAAAAAAAUCAAUUUUUGAUUUUUUCUACCUAGAAUUAUGCAUAUAUAUAUAUAUAUAUAUAUAUAUAUAUAUUCUAGAUUUUGCAUCGUCUUUUGCUUUUGACAUGUUAUCAUUUAUUGAGAGUGUAAUUUUUAAUCCAAUUCACUAGUACCUACCUAAUGCACUAUAUUAUAUAUGGUAUUAUAUAGUUAACUAUUUUAUUUUUAUUGUAUAAUAUUUAUAAAAAAAUGUAUAUAAAUGUUAUUUAUUUUUAAAGAAAGUAUUAGAUUUUAGUACCUAAAUCCCGUGAAACAGGAGUUCAUUUAUAGUUUUCAACAGAGUGGAAAAAUGAUAUUUGUUGUAAUUUUAUUAUGGAUAUUAUUUGCUUUAGAUUUUGUUUAUCAUAAGUAAUUCAAAUACUUACAUUAAUUAAUUAUAGCAUAUUAUAUAAUACAUGUAUGAUUUGAUUUAUAAUUUCAGCAAAUUGAUUUUCCACUGCUGUUUGUAUAAAAUAUACAAUAAAUUGUUAUAUACUGAAUGAAUUUAAUGUUUCAUUACUUGUUUAGUUUACAAGGCAACUAACAGACAUUAUACUCCGAGUCAACUUGUUGGUAUGUUUAGAUUUUUUGUUUUUUGUUGUUGUUACAUUUUGCUAAUUCUAUUCUAUAACUCAACUUAGAUAUAAUUCCGUGUAUUUUUUCAAUGUGAUUUAUAACUUUCUCCUUGUAUAGACUUUUAAGAAAAGUAAGAAAUUAUACUGGAAUAAUAAAUAUAUAAGUGAUUGUGAUUAAAAAUUGUA
This is a messenger RNA of Aethina tumida (small hive beetle), 6153 nucleotides long. It is a transcript of the gene Rbcn-3B, whose product is annotated as WD repeat-containing protein 7. Gene Ontology annotation, molecular function: protein binding. The transcript is spliced from 27 exons. Lineage: Eukaryota; Metazoa; Arthropoda; Insecta; Coleoptera; Nitidulidae. Gene Ontology annotation, cellular component: cytoplasm. Bases 140 to 4600 code for a protein of 1486 amino acids. The record is from RefSeq and is a predicted model, not a curated record.